CAUAUGUUUAGAGCCUAUGUCUUAUACUUGAUAGGCUCUCGAAUAAUGCCUAAUAAUAGUGGUAAUCUUGUACAUUUAUCGUUUUUGCAAUUGUUGGAUAAAUCACCUGAGGAGGUUGGACAGUAUAGUUGGGGUUCAGCUUGUUUGGCCACGCUAUAUAGAUCCUUGUGUGACGGUGCAAUAUAUGGCAAUACCGAAAUGCCUGGGUGCACAAUUCUCUUGCAAGCAUGGGCGUGGUCAAGAAUGUCAUGCUUAGCUCCCGUGCCAAGGAUACCACCGCAAGCUCAUGCACAACUUCCGUUGGCAAAUAUAUGGCUAGAACAUGGUAAUAAAUUCGUGGAAAAUCCUCGGCAUAAUCUUGUAUGUACGCGUUUAAAAAUCGACACCAUGACAUAUGAUCAGUUCUCCUGGAGGCCUUAUGUCAACUUCAAUUACAGCAACGAAGAAGAAAGCCAGAUAUGGUCUGCAAACACAUAUCUCAUCUGUUUUCAGAUUGUCGAGAGACAUCAGACAGACAGAGUAAGGCUUCAAUUUGGCUUACCGCAACACCCACCUUCCUUACCAGAAAAUUUGAAAGAUUUCCACAAAAUUAAUUUGUCAAAAGAUAGAAUUAAAGGCUCGUGGGGAGAUAAGCAUCAUCGUCAAGUCCAAAAUUGGAACCAACGUCAUCAAUUAGCACUUCACGGCGUUCGGUAUAACCAUGAGGUUUAUCCAAAUCGUCAAUAUUUUGCAUGGUAUUGGGAAUUUUUCGGAGAUCAUCUGUGGCUUUCUAGAGAAGUAUUAUUGUCAAACCCAAGGCAAGCAUGUGCAUCAAUUUUACCAGGAUUGCCGCGUGACUAUCCUGCAGUCCAACAAACUUAUACGGUGCCAGAUGAAAAUAUGUGGUCAAAUACACCUCCACCCUAUAACCAAUUCAUGACACCUCCACCCACUAACUUUGACCAAACCUUUAACCCAUCCACCAACUACAACUACAACCAAACUUACCAAUCACCGCCACAACCCACAAACCAAAUCUUACAUAACACCCCAAUCCCAUAUCCAACCUAUUCUCAACAAAGUCAUCAUGGAGAAAGCUCUCGAACAUCAAACUAUUCAUUUGAUGACUACAAUCCAACUCAAUACACCACACAAACCGGUUAUCCAGACCAAUCACAAUACUCCUCGUUCAACCUACCAACCCCUCCACACUUUGUCAACUAUCCCCAAACAAGCUAUGCACCUCAAUGGCCAAAUUCACAAACAAAUCCCAUAGAAAAUCUGGCAGCAGGGUUUAAUGACGAUGACUUCGUUAAUGAAAUCUGGACCAAUUCAGCUUCACAAAUGCAAAAUGAAGUCGCUAUGGAAACUAACGAUGAUGCUGAAAUUCUUGACGAGGAUGUGGAAGAGGAAGAGGAAGAGGAAGCGGAAGAGCAACACCAACGACCCGUACGGAACAAAAAAGAUAAAUUAUGUGCUACGGGAGGUCAUAGUUUACAUUGGCGUAAUUGAUUUCCGCGGAGAAAGUAGUUUUUUUAUUAAAUAUUUAUCAUUAUUAUUAUUAUUAUU
Messenger RNA from Medicago truncatula (barrel medic), 1548 nucleotides. RefSeq lists its product as uncharacterized. NCBI's taxonomy places the organism in Eukaryota, Viridiplantae, Streptophyta, Magnoliopsida, Fabales, Fabaceae. The record is from RefSeq and is a predicted model, not a curated record. The transcript is spliced from 3 exons. Gene Ontology annotation, biological process: meristem maintenance; meristem development. Bases 4 to 1491 code for a protein of 495 amino acids.